CGCCCCUUUUCAGCUGAAUAAAAUUCAGACUUCAAGAUGACAACACACUGUGUGGAUAUUUUUUUGUUGUGUUAUCAUUAAUAAUUUGAAGCUCAUUUUACAAAUGGACUCAUUCUUCAAGUUUUGAUUGGUCCGGUAUCCUGACCACACGAGAUCCAAUAAAAAACCUCUUGACUUGCUAAAACAAAAUUCGCGGGUAAGCUCACGGAACGAAAUGGCUGUACGGUCGGUUUUCGCCUGAGUCGUCACAUUUAGGGUAAUAACUUGCCAUAUUACUGUUUAUGUUAGUUUCAUCAUCAUUUUCUUGCACAUAUUCUUGUAUAUAAAACAUCUACAGUAUUAUAGUUUUCCCAAAAUUGUGUAACAAUGGAAUGAUGCUUUGUUUAGGCAUGUAUACAAGCCAAGUACUCUGGCAGAUCAUUGCUUAUCUGCUCAGGGGUUGAACCAGAUGAGCCAGCCAACUACAUGCUGGCAAGUUUCUUCAGGGAUGUCGAAGACUUGGAGGUCAAACCUCUGCUAUGUGUGUGUUUCGAAGGCACAGAUGAUGAGAGGGCAGUAUCCAGAAAUCAUGGCCAUGGGAGGGAACCAAUACUGUUGGUGUUGCGUGCUAUUGGUUCCAACCUAGGAGUUGUUGCCCGUGCAGAAGAUGUCAAUCUCAGCACUUUUGAUGGAAGGGUCAUCCUCAAAGCCCUAAGCAUAAAGGAAAAAAAGGAAAAAAAGAAAAAGAGAAGGAAUAAAGACAACAAGAAAACUGUUGAUCACAAGACUGGCUAUGAUCCUGACAUGGAUUCUAAAUCAGAUACGGGCGAAGAGCAUGAGGUUCACUUCAAAAGUGAAUUGUUGCAGACUUUCAUAGGGGGCAAUGACACCACAAUAGAAAACAACAAGCAACUCAUAAAAAGAAAAGCUAGGGGCAAAGCAAGCAGAAAAGCAAAGAAGUUCAACAAGGGGAAAGAUAUUUAGUAGUUGACACCAAAAUUGGCAGUAGAUCAGUAAUUAUAAAUGAGUAGUUUAGUUAGAUACUCAAGACCUCAUCAUCAUUUUAGUUGCACUUGUACCAAAGCUAUUGAGUUUUUUUCACAAUAGAAAAUAUAGGACAAAAAUGAAAA
Messenger RNA from Nematostella vectensis (starlet sea anemone), 1109 nucleotides. RefSeq lists its product as uncharacterized. The record is from RefSeq and is a predicted model, not a curated record. Bases 466 to 963 code for a protein of 165 amino acids. NCBI's taxonomy places the organism in Eukaryota, Metazoa, Cnidaria, Anthozoa, Actiniaria, Edwardsiidae. The transcript has 7 exons.